Diorhabda sublineata is the source of this 5374-nucleotide messenger RNA. Its product is annotated as cullin-2. Lineage: Eukaryota; Metazoa; Arthropoda; Insecta; Coleoptera; Chrysomelidae. The coding region runs from base 338 to 2575 and encodes 745 amino acids. Gene Ontology annotation, cellular component: SCF ubiquitin ligase complex; Cul2-RING ubiquitin ligase complex. The transcript is spliced from 12 exons. Gene Ontology annotation, biological process: protein ubiquitination; SCF-dependent proteasomal ubiquitin-dependent protein catabolic process. The record is from RefSeq and is a predicted model, not a curated record. Gene Ontology annotation, molecular function: ubiquitin protein ligase binding.
AAAACGUAUUUACGUAUAUUGCGUAAAAGGAAUUGUAUAAACUCUUGGGGAUUGUGGAAAUCAAAAGAGAUAAAAGAAGAAGAGAAAUAUUCAAACGUCAAAAAAGUGAAGAUUUGUAAAUUUUAGAAAAAAAAUUUGAGAAAACUUUUGCGAUUUUUGUAUAAUUUCCAUAUCAAUUCACUAAUACAAUAAAAUAUUAUUUAUUGUUAUUGUUUGAAAUUGUGAAAUAUUUGAACUAUUAACAAGGUUAUACAAAUUUUUAUUUUCGUCUCGAUUUUGGAUUGUUGUCAAACUGUGACAUCAGCAAAAAAAGUUCGUUGAUGGUGACAGUGAUAAAAUGUCUUUAAAACCAAGAAGAGUCGAUUUUAACGCAACUUGGGGUGCUAUUAAAGACACUAUUAAAGGUGUUAUCACUUUGGAUCAUGUCGCAAGAGCUGUUUGGAACGAUAGAUUUUCCGAUGUUUAUUCAAUUUGUGUUGCACAUCCGGAACCCAUGGCAGAUAGAUUAUAUGCCGAAACAAAGCAGUAUCUAAUUGAUCAUGUUGCGAAAUUAUUAGAUAAAGUACAAGAAGAUGGUGAACAAUACUUGGUUAAAAACUAUUUCCUCUAUUGGUCCCAAUAUUCCGUUGGUAGUCAAUAUCUUCAUAGUUUGUAUCUCUAUUUAAAUCAACAACAUAUCAAAACUCAGAAAUUAUCUGAUGCUGAAAUUAUUUACGGAAGCUCUGAUUCUUCUGGAGGUGAACAAAUGGAAAUUGGUGAAUUAGCCUUAGAUGUUUGGACACGUGGAAUGAUAGUUCCCUUAGGUAGUAGACUUGUUAAACUCUUAUUGGAAGCCAUAGCUCAAGAUAGAGCUCAGGAAACAUUAUCAAUACCCAUCGAGGCUGUUAGAGGAACAAUUCUUAGUUUCGUUGAGGUACAGGGGUAUAGAAAAAAGGGUCAGCUGCAAUUAUAUCAGGUGUUAUUUGAGGAGGCUUUUUUGGAUGAUAGUGGAGAACAUUUUAAAAGGAGUGCUGCUAGGCUUUUGCAGGAAAAGAAUGUUAGUUUGUAUAUGGAAAAAGUUAAGGCUAAAAUAGAGGAAGAGUUAUUUAGAGCAAGGAGAUUUUUACAUCACAGUUCUUUUCCAAAAGUAUCUCAUAGAUGUGAAACGCAUAUGGUGGCUGAACAUUUACAAUUUUUAUAUAGUGAAUGUUCAAAUAUGGUUCAACAAGAGAGGAGAAAGGAUUUAUCGAACAUGUAUGAUUUACUGAAGAGCGUUCAAAAUGCUAUAGUUGUUUUAGUCGAUACGGUUUUAGAUUACAUAAAAACUCAAGGAUUGGCGGCUAUUGGAAACCUUCAAGGAGAAAAUAUCCACAUUAGCUUCGUCGAGAAUUUGUUAGCUGUUUACAAAAAAUAUAAAGAAUUAAUAAAAGACGUUUUCAAAUCGGAUCAGAAUUUCAUGGGAGCUUUAGAUAAAGCUUGCAGCUAUGUAAUAAAUCAUAGACCGAAUCAGGGACGGUCACCCUGUAGAAGCCCUGAACUCCUAGCUAAAUAUUGUGAUACAUUAUUGAAGAAAUCGAGUAAAGGGAUUAGCGAAACUGAGGUAGACGAAAAGUUAGCUGAAAGUAUAACAAUAUUUAAAUAUAUAGACGAUAAAGACAUUUUCCAAAAAUUCUAUGCCCGUAUGUUGGCUAAAAGGUUAAUACACCAACAAACACAGAGCAUGGAUGCUGAAGAAUCAAUGAUCAAUAGACUUAAACAGGCUUGUGGUUAUGAAUUCACCAGUAAAUUGCACAGAAUGUUUACUGAUAUGUCUGUAAGUUCGGAUCUCAAUAACAAAUUCAACUCAUUUUUGAAAAACGACAAUAUAGAUUUAGGAAUCAAUUUUGGUAUAUAUGUUCUUCAAGCAGGGGCUUGGCCUUUGGGUCAAGCAAUCGUUACCCCAUUCGCAUUACCACAACAAUUAGAAAAGAGUGUACAGAAGUUUGAAGCUUUUUAUCACAACAGAUUCAACGGGAGGAAGUUAACAUGGUUACAUCAUCUGUGUCAAGCAGAAUUGAAGUUGAAUCAUCUCAAAAGAACUUAUGUAGUUACUGUUCAAACUUUCCAAAUGGCCAUACUACUUUUAUUCGAAAACGUCGAUUCUUUGACAUGUAAAGAUAUCAAAGAAACGCUUCAAUUGAAUAACGAACAAUUUUAUAGACACGUUGUUAGUCUAGUUGAUUCCAAGUUACUAUUAGCAGAUGCAGAAGAGCUAACACCAGAAGUAACACUUAAAUUAAAUAUGGAAUACUCGAACAAACGUACUAAAUUUAGGAUAACAGCUGCUGUACAAAAAGAAACUCCACACGAAGUUGAACAAACCAUGAAUUCCGUCGAGGAAGAUAGAAAGAUGUAUUUACAAGCUGCUAUUGUAAGAAUCAUGAAAUCUCGUAAGGUGCUCAAGCAUAAUCUUUUAAUACAAGAGGUAUACGCUCAAUCGAAGGUUUCGUUUGCGCCGAGCGUACAGUUGAUUAAAAAAUGUAUAGAAUCGUUAAUAGAUAAACAAUAUAUUGAGAGGACGCCCCAUUCUAGCGAGGAAUAUAGUUACGUAGCUUAAAAUCUGUAAAUAUUAUGUAAUUUCCGGGUGACACAUUCUUCUUCUUUUUUUUUUAAUUUUCGACAACGAGCGUUGUAGACAAUUAUAUAUUUAUUGGCAAUUUUUUUUUUCUAUUUAUUUUCAAUUUUGUAAAUUUGUUGAAACUAACCAAUGUGAUAUGAAGACUCGUUUGUUGUGUGUAAUAAAGUAUUUUUUAUUUUACUGUUUAUGUUGUAACUCAAAGCGCAGACUUCGAAAUAGAAGGUUUCCCGAAUGUGUAACACAUCGAUGAAUAACUCCCCAUUUUCUACUAAGAUCUUUGGUUUCAACGAUGAAAUCCUCAUUUGUUGUCUGGAUGAAUAUUUUUCAGUCUGAAAAUAGUCAGUAGUCAUUAUUGACCAUUUUUAUUUGUGUUUCUCUUCUUCAAUAGGUUCAAAAUUAAAGGGACCAUAACCUUUAUUGACUCAAUUGAUCUUUCUUGCUUUGAAGCUCUUUUUUCAAUCUAAAAACGGCCAAAAGUCUCCGGGGAUUACAUCUGGAGAUAUUAGUGGAUGCAAAAACAAAUCGAAGUUCAAUUUACCCAGGUCAGAGGGUUCCGUGGUGUCGGUUUGAUCAGAACCCUCGUGGUGUAGGACGGAUCUUGCAGGGCCCCUCUUACCAAUGUCAAAGUCCAAUGGCUUCUUGAAGGGAGAUUUAUACUCCUUUCCAGGACUGCUCUUCUGAAAUGGUGUAAAUACUUCCAUAUAACAUCUUCGUGAUGUCUACUAUCUCUGUAUGGUUUUCCAUCAGGAAUUUUUGUAUAUUUUCUGGUACAACCCCCUCUUUUGUCUCCAUUGUAAUUGAUUUUUGGACUGAUAUUUGAAGAAAUUCUAUAAAAACAAACUAUUACAGGGGAGGAGUUUAAAAUUUACCACCAGUAAUUUAAAUAUAAGAUUAUAGAAAUGUGAUGACCUGCAAUGGAUUUGGGGGCUUAUUGAUCGAUGGUAUAAAUAAAAAACGUGGAUCUUUACACAUAUUUACUAAUAUAUUCGCAAAAUCUUAACAUAAUUAAAUACGAAUAAUGAAUAGGAAAACAAUAAAUUUAGUUGAAAGAAUCACUUCCAUUUCAUAAAUAGUAGCUUCAUAUACAUAUAUAUCUAUAUUUAAAUAAGGAAUGAUAAAUGGACUACAAAAUUAUAAAAUAAAAAUAAGAAAAAUUGAAUAAUUCUCAUAUAAACUAUUAAUUUGUUUAUAUACACGCUACAGGUAAGUGCUAGUUACAAUAAAAAUAUAUAUUUACAUUUAUUACACAGGCCAACAAAAUUCGGUACCAGAAAACAACUGAUUUGGGUUCGAUUUCGAAAAAAAGCCACUUUUCAAUCAGUUCUAGCUAAAAAUUAAGCAUUUGAAAUAAUUUCAUAAUCAAAAAUUGAAGCAAUUUCGAAAAUUCAUAUCUAAAUCAUAGUUGUUGAGUUUAAGGCUCUACAGAAACUCUACAGACUUAAAAUUCAUUGAAGGAUUAGAAAUAAAAGAACUACUAGUUGUUGGAGGAGGCGGAUCAGUAUAUUUUUCUUAUAAUACUGCUUAAAUUCUCUCUAGUAGUUCAAAUAAACCUCAAUCAAUAACUAAUGUGCCUAGUCUAGGAAGUAAUUUCGAUAGUAGGUCAAAUGUCCAAUCUUUUUCUCAAAUAGAUUGUGCUAUAAAUUUGCUUAAAACAUGUGUUGUGGCAUCUAUAGGUGCGUAAGGAACCUCUAUAGUUAAAUUGAAUACACUAAUAGUGCCGUUGUGAGCUUUUUUGGUAUUUGUCAGACUCAAUUCGCACAUUCCAAAUGAUUGGCUUCUAUUUCGAAAAUCAUAUAAUAGAAAAAUUAUAACCUGAUGUAUGUAUAAUAGAUUUGGGCCAUUAGGCCAUUUCGUAUUCUGCACCCAAUAAUCGCGGGCACCAAAAUGUCUGUUGGUCUAUGUUAUUAAACGGUAAACAAGCAACAAAAGGUGAAUGCAAAAUAAGCUCUAAGCCAAAACAUUACAACAAUUUUUCAACAGUUGAGAGUGAUUGUAUUUUAACUAGAAUUUUGUUUUCAAGCAUAUUAAAACAGUAUCUUCAUUAUUUGGCUCAUAAAUGAAUUACAGAACGUUUUUAUCAGUUCACAUCUUCCAAUUCAUAUUUAUUACAUUAAAAUCAGUUUCGAUGCUUGAUGCUGAGUGUGUGAAGAACUCGAUAAAUAUUUAAACUGAUCCCCAAUAGCGAGAAGUAUCCAAUUCGGAGUAGUUCAAAUGAACCAUAACAUAAAACAGGUCUUAAUACGUCCAUACAAUUCCGAUAGUGGAGAGUUAGUAAAAUGAAUAAUUAUUUAAUAAAAGUGGACCAGAAAUUGAAAUUUUAGGCAGAAUUUAGCCACAUUUAUGCAAAAAUCAACAGUUUUACUAUAGGAAUAUGGUCAUUUAAACCUUAAUUUUGAGUAGUUCAAAUGAACCACCAUCAAUAACUAACGUGCCUAUAUGUGUACAAUUUCGAUAGUAGGUCAAAUGUCCAAGAUUACAAGUUACGACCAUUUCACAUUGACCACCAAAAAAAUUAGUAAUUAUAUAAUACAGGUGCACCAGAAAAGGUAUAUUCAAUUUAUUUGAAGUUUAAGAUCAAUUCAUAGGGACCAAUCAGCAGGUUGGUUCUUAUUGUAAGACUUUCAACAAAAGUUGGCGACACUCUAGUUCUGUUCGACAUUUUUCUUCACGUGAAAACAGAACAAAACUUUCUGUAAGCUUUAUUAAUCCUAUUGCAGAGAAACGUAUAUCGAGAAGUUCUAACUUUCAUAUAAUCACAAUUAAAACAAAAAUACAAAC